UGGGAAAAAGGGGGCGCGUCCUUCUCUACGCGCUGACGUCACGCGCCGUAAAAGGCAAGAUGGCGGCCCCCAGCAGGGUGAAAAUGGUACCAAACUGUGAGUGAAGCUCUGAGAGUGGAACAGUCCUGAGAGAGAGAGAAAUACUGCACGCCCUUCCGAAGACCACGAAGAGGCAGCGCCAUGCUGGACAAGCAGGUGCUGGUGGAGUCCCUGGUAAUCUUUGCCGUGGUGUUGUGUGUCCACCGCACAGUGUGGGACCGCUUCUCCUGGUGCGCCUUGGCCCUGGCCGUGCAGGCCUUCUACGUACAGUUCAAAUGGGACCACCUCCUGCGGUUGGGCAAUGCCGUCUUCCGCUUCCGGGCGGGCGCCAACAGUGGCCUGCUCCCGGCCUGCAUGGCCGCCCCGCUGUUGGGCAUCGUGAUGAAGGAGCGUUGCGGGGCAGCCGGGAUGGUCUACUUCGAGCGCUUGGGCCUGGUGGUGGCCUCAUCCGGCAUGGCCAUCGCCCUCUUCCUCUCCGUCAUCGCCCUGGGCGUCACCAAGCCCACGCCCACCAACACCUGUGUCCUCUCUGGCGUGGCGGGAGGUCUCUUUGUCUACACCGUGAAGCACUCCUUGACUGUCUCCGAGGUCAUUGAGGUGUUGGAAGUCCUGCUCAUUUUUGUCUAUCUCAGCAUGAUCCUGCUCUACCUCCUUCCCCGGUGCUUCACCCCCGGGGAGGCCUUGCUCGUCCUCAUCGGGAUCAGCUUCGUCCUCAACCAGCUCAUCAAGCGCUCGCUCAACGCCGGCGAGAGCAAAGGCGACCCCGUUGACUUCUUCCUGAUGGUGGUGGUGGUCGGGGUGGUCCUCCUCGGGCUCUUCUUCGCCGCCCUGUUCUUCUUCAUGGACUCUGGGACAUGGGUGUCCUCCAUGUUCUUCCACAUGAUGACGGCGGUGCUGGGUUUGGGGGUCAUCAUGCCGUGGCUGUAUCGCCUCAUCAAGCGGAACCCCUUGUUUUGGUUCUACCAGUUCUUAUCCCAGACACAGAGCCGAGUUUACCUCCUGUCAUACUGGGUCCUUUUGGCCGCCUCAGCGUGUGCCGUGGUGCUGUACCAGAACGCCAAACGGGCCUCAGGCUCAAAAAAACACCAGGCGUCAACUGUGACGAGGAAGUAUUUCCAUCUCAUCGUGGUGGCGACAUACGUUCCGGGGCUCAUUUACGACCGCCAGCUGCUUUAUGUCGCCUCUGCGGUGUGCCUGGGGGUCUUCAUCCUCCUGGAAUAUGUCCGAUACUUCACCAUCAAGCCCUUUGGACACUGGCUCCGGCAUUUGCUUUCGCUCUUUCUGGAUGAGCGGGACAGCGGGCCUUUGGUCCUGACACACAUUUACCUCCUCCUGGGGAUGUCCCUCCCCGUCUGGCUCUUCCCCAGACCUUGCGCCCCCAAAGGGGCCCUGCCGGGAGCAGGAGCUUUGGCGCACUAUUCGGGGGUCCUGGCCGUCGGAGUCGGGGACUCGGUGGCUUCCGUCUGCGGCAGCACCAUGGGGGAGAUCCGGUGGCCCGGGACCAAAAAGACCUUCGAAGGGACCAUGACCUCCAUCUUCGCACAGGUCAUCGCAGUGGCCAUCAUCCUCAUUUUCGACCCGGCCGUGGACCUCAACGCCAGCUACGCCUGGAUCCUGGUCUCCAUCAGCUUGGUGUCCCUCUUGGAGGCCUACACCAGCCAAGUGGACAACCUGCUCCUGCCGCUCUACCUCCAGAUCCUAUUGAUGGCAUAGCAGUUGGGAAAUUGGAGGGUGCCAAACGUCAGGAAUCCAUUCUAUUUUCGUUUCAAAUUUCGGGUUCCCAUCCCGAAAUACUUUCGGGUCUCUGUCCCGAAAUAUUUUUGGGUCCCCAUCAUGAAAUAUUUUCGGGUCUCCAUUCUGAAAUAUUUGUGAGUCUCCGUCCCCAAAUAUUUUUGGGUCCCCAUCCCCAAAUAUUUUUGGGUCUCCAUCCCCAAAUAUUUUUGGGUCCCCAUCAUGAAAUAUUUUUGGGUUCCCAUCAUGAAAUAUUUUCAGGUCUCCAUCCCGAAAUAUUUUUGAGUCUCCGUCCCCAAAUAUUUUCGGGUCCCCG
Molecule: messenger RNA, 2086 nt
Organism: Anolis sagrei ordinatus
Lineage: Eukaryota; Metazoa; Chordata; Lepidosauria; Squamata; Anolidae
Gene: DOLK
Product: dolichol kinase
Biological process (GO): dolichyl monophosphate biosynthetic process
Cellular component (GO): endoplasmic reticulum membrane
Molecular function (GO): dolichol kinase activity
Source: RefSeq, a predicted model, not a curated record